AAUUUCGACAUAAGCUGUUCUUGAACGCAUACCGAAUACUGAUUACCGAUGAGCUAAAACUUAUAGUUUUAUAAUUGUAUAGAGCUCUUUGAUCAGUAGGGUGAGGUGAUUUAUGCAGUUAUAGUAUACUUAACAGAAUUUAUUUGUUAUUAAACAAUUAAGAUUUACUGAUUCUAUGUGUUAAAUGUUAUUAAUGUUUGGAUGCGUUUAAAAUAGUAAAGUUGGUUGGCAUGGCUCGAGAGUAUAUCAUGGAAGUGAAAUUAAAUUAGGUGUGUUUGGAUCCGUAAAAUACUCCAUACAGCUAAUAUAUUACAUAACUCACCAAAAUGUUUUCUAAAAAAAAGAAGAAGCCUCUGAUUUCACCACCAAGUAACUUUGAACACAGAGUCCACACCGGCUUUGAUAAGAGUGAGGGAAAAUUUGUGGGUCUGCCUCUUCAAUGGGCUUCUCUUGUUGGCAAUAACCAGAUACUGAAGUCAACAAAUCGCCCUUUACCUUUAGUCGAUCCCUCAGAAAUAACACCUACCGAAAUAUUAGAUUUAAAAACUAUAGUGCGCGGAGACCAUAGAGCCUCUUCAGUGGCCACUGUUUCUAGACCAAUAUCAACUAAUCCUAUGACCCAGCCCAUACAAAAUGGCGUAGUUCUUCCGAAAACAUCAAAUGUCGCCAGAUCAAAUUCGCUAAGAAGCACAAGUCCGCCUAGAAUAAGGCGAGAUUUUCGCAACCACCCAAAUAUACCACCGUCUGUACCUGAAGAGUCCCCACAAGUUCCCGCACCCCCACAAUACCCAAGUUUGAGACGGGAACAAAGCAACUUCUCCAUAAAUAAACCCAUAUCAGAUUCACCCGUUGAAUGGUCGCACUCACACGAAGCGACUGUAAGGAAUCUUAGUGAAGUCAAUGACAAUCAACAGGCGGCGAUGACAUAUCAGAAUAUUCAGAAUGCUAAUGUGCCUUACCAACAUAAUCACCCACCACUACCUAUUCCAGGACCUCACACAGUUAAUGGAAACAAUAAUCUAGGGGACGGCUAUCCACAAUCACUUCGACCACAGCAACCUGGCCCUCCACAUAUACCAUUAGGAGAAUCAAAGCAUGAACUGAGAUUGACUCAUGAACAGUUCCGAGCUGCUCUUCGCCUGGUGGUGAGUGAGGGUGAUCCUCGUGAGACGCUGACGGGUUUCACUAAGAUCGGUGAGGGCAGCACCGGGGUGGUGUGCGCCGCUACCGACACUCGCACCAGGAGACGGGUCGCUGUCAAGAUGAUGAACCUGCUCAAACAACACCGCAGGGAACUGUUGUUUAAUGAAGUGGUAAUAAUGCGCGACUACCCUCACCCUAACAUAGUAGAGAUGCAUGCUUCUUACCUGGUGGGUGACGUGCUAUGGGUCGUCAUGGAAUACAUGGCGGGCGCGUCUCUAACACAGAUAGUUACACGCUCUAGAAUGGAUCCAGAACAGAUUGCAACUGUGUGCAAACAGUGUCUUAAGGCACUAGCGUUUCUACACAGCCAAGGCGUUAUACACCGAGAUAUUAAAUCAGAUUCAAUACUGCUGACAUCGGACGGUAGAGUUAAACUAUCCGAUUUCGGUUUCUGUGCUCAAGUAUCUCAGGAAUUACCGAAACGAAAAUCUCUAGUGGGGACGCCAUAUUGGAUGUCCCCAGAAGUGGUAUCCAGACUUCCGUAUGGACCGGAAGUUGAUAUUUGGUCUUUGGGUAUCAUGAUCAUAGAGAUGGUUGAUGGCGAACCGCCUUUCUUCAACGAACCACCACUACAGGCUAUGCGUCGUAUCCGCGACAUGCCGCCUCCUCGGCCCCGCGGUCUGUCGCGCUGCCCGGCCGACCUGACAUCUCUCAUAGAGUCAGCGUUAGUGCGUGACCCGUCCGCCCGCCACUCCGCUGCACAUCUCCUGCAUCACCCGUUCCUGCGACGAGCGGGACCACCCGCCAUCCUCGUGCCGCUAAUGCCGCACGGCAACUGAUCGCCUCCACGCCUAACUCUUAUAUAUAUUGAUGAUUCUAAUUGAUUAUGUAGACUAACCGGACAUGUGACCUUGCCGCUCUUCAUACCAGUGAAAAAUGAAAAAUUUUACUCAGAAUAUGAAUAUUGUACACCAAAAUUAAGUGUUAAGUUUUGCCAAUAUUUGAAUGCUCAUGUUAUUAUAGAAGUGGUAAAAAAUUUAGAAGAUAAUGAGAUUUUUAAUGCUAGUUUAUUAUGAAACAUUUUAUUUUAAACCAUUCCACGUUCAAAGCUUUCAUUCCUUUUGUAUUUAUGACUUCAAACAUUUUAAGUCUAUUGCUAGUUGUAUUUAAUGUACAGGUAUGUUGUAUGUACCUUUUGAUAUUUAUUGUCGGUUAAAGAUAGUCUUCACCCCGUCCAUACAAUAAUAUUGUUAAAUGAAAAAUAAAAAUUCUAUGUAGUGAUCGGAAAUGUAUCGGAUCUUAUUGUCUUUCUAUGUGCCAGGUGUGUGUGCCUCAUUAAAUUAAUCAGUAUUAUAGAAUUGGCUAAAUUUGUACUUAUAUUGAUUAAAAUUGUUUAAUAUGUUAUAUGGCGGUUAUCAAGUUCUAUUAACGAGUAGUGUAGUGCAAAUGUUUAACACUUACUUAUAAGUUUUUUUUUUUACCAAUUUUUGUGUUUACAUUCCAAAAUUAUAUUACUUUUAUAUCUAUAUUUUUUCUAUCUUGGUGUUACAGUUAAUUAAAAAAUCAUGACUGAUCGUGAGCUAGAAUGGAAGUUGUAAAAGAAAAAUUAUUAUAACUCUUAUAUGGCAAUGUAUAUAAAUGUUGCCAUUGUUAUUUAUUUUUGUGUGAACCAAUUGGUGUAAAUAAUUAAAUAUCUUUGUUGUAUUCCAAAUAUAUAUUAAUAUUUGUAUCGGACCAUAAAUCAUCAAAAUACGUAACACACUGUCAUUAAUUUUUCUGAGAAUAUUAUUUAUUGUUUUCAUUAUUUAUUUUGUUUUAUGUGAAACAACUGUUUAGAAAAAUAUUCAAAUCAUUCCAUAUAUUCUUGGACCCAAAUGUAAAGGCAUAAAAAUAGUAUCAAAUGAUAGAUUUAUUAGGCUUUUCCAAAAAAAAAAAAUAA
This is a messenger RNA of Danaus plexippus (monarch butterfly), 3082 nucleotides long. RefSeq names its product serine/threonine-protein kinase PAK mbt (gene mbt). Gene Ontology annotation, molecular function: protein serine/threonine kinase activity; ATP binding. The coding region runs from base 327 to 1982 and encodes 551 amino acids. Gene Ontology annotation, cellular component: cytoplasm. NCBI's taxonomy places the organism in Eukaryota, Metazoa, Arthropoda, Insecta, Lepidoptera, Nymphalidae. The record is from RefSeq and is a predicted model, not a curated record. Gene Ontology annotation, biological process: regulation of MAPK cascade; intracellular signal transduction; protein phosphorylation. The transcript is spliced from 10 exons.